This is a messenger RNA of Zingiber officinale, 498 nucleotides long. RefSeq names its product enoyl-[acyl-carrier-protein] reductase [NADH] 1, chloroplastic-like. The transcript has 6 exons. Bases 46 to 357 code for a protein of 103 amino acids. Gene Ontology annotation, molecular function: enoyl-[acyl-carrier-protein] reductase (NADH) activity. Gene Ontology annotation, biological process: fatty acid biosynthetic process. The record is from RefSeq and is a predicted model, not a curated record. NCBI's taxonomy places the organism in Eukaryota, Viridiplantae, Streptophyta, Magnoliopsida, Zingiberales, Zingiberaceae.
AUUUCCAGCAAACUCACAACAAUUGUCUUCUGCUUGGUGCAGGAAAUGGCAGAGGCUGUGACGAAAGAUUUUGGAAGGAUUGACAUCUUUGUGCAUUCUCUUGCCAAUGGACCAGAGGUAACGAAGCCACUCUUGGAGACAUCUAGAAGAGGGUAUCUUGCUACAAUUUCAGCUUCGAGUUACUCUUUUGUCUCCCUGCUUCGGCACUUUCUUCCAAUAAUGAAUCCAGCUUCCGAAAGGGCAAUCCCAGGAUACGAAGGUGGAAUGAGCUCAGCAAAAGCUGCAUUGGAGAGCGAUACAAAAGUGUUGGCUUUUGAACUGCACUUGCUUGCCACAAAGCAUCAGGUAAUUAUAUAAUUAGUAACCAUUUGGUGAUUGUUAGCAUACACGAUAUGAUGGCUUUUCUUCAGUUCAAUAGACAUAUUUUUACCUACUGCUCUGUAUUCCUAUGUUCCUUUCUCUGUCUAUGCCAUGUUUUACAUUGAUCUUUCAAUUGGC